This is a messenger RNA of Cebus imitator (Panamanian white-faced capuchin), 592 nucleotides long. Its product is annotated as heat shock protein HSP 90-alpha-like. Lineage: Eukaryota; Metazoa; Chordata; Mammalia; Primates; Cebidae. Gene Ontology annotation, biological process: cellular response to heat; protein folding; protein stabilization. Bases 95 to 592 code for a protein of 165 amino acids. Gene Ontology annotation, molecular function: ATP-dependent protein folding chaperone; ATP binding; disordered domain specific binding. The record is from RefSeq and is a predicted model, not a curated record. The transcript has a single exon. Gene Ontology annotation, cellular component: cytosol; myelin sheath; perinuclear region of cytoplasm.
AUGCAUGAUGUAGGGCUUGGAACUUCCAGAGGAUGAAGAAGAAAAAAAGAAACAGGAAGAGAAAAAAACAAAGUUUGAGAACCUCUGCAAAAUCAUGAAAGACAUAUUGGAGAAAAAUAUUGAAAAGGUGGUUGUGUCAAACCGAUUGGUGACAUCUCCAUGCUGUAUUGUCACAAGCACAUAUGGCUGGACAGCAAACAUGGAGAGAAUCACGAAAGCUCAAGCCCUAAGAGGCAACUCAACAGUGGGUUACAUGGCAGCAAAGAAACACCUGGAGAUAAACCCUGACCAUUCCAUUAUCAAGACCUUAAGGCAAAAGGCAGAGGCUGAUAAGAACGACAAGUCUGUGAAGGAUCUGGUCAUCCUGCUUUAUGAAACUGUGACCCUGUCUUCCAGGUUCAGUCUGGAAGAUCCCCAGACACAUGCUAACAGGAUCUAUAGGAUGAUCAAAUUUGGUCUAGGUAUUGAUGAAGAUGACCCUACUGCUGAUGAUACCAGUGCAGCUGUAACUGAGGAAAUGCCACCCCUCAAAGGAGAUCAAAGUAUUAUUAUUGGUACUUCCUGGUUCAAAAUAUUCGUUGGGUACGCAUGA